This is a messenger RNA of Dendrobium catenatum, 5214 nucleotides long. RefSeq names its product putative pentatricopeptide repeat-containing protein At3g23330. Bases 220 to 2427 code for a protein of 735 amino acids. Gene Ontology annotation, molecular function: RNA binding; protein binding; zinc ion binding. The transcript has 4 exons. The record is from RefSeq and is a predicted model, not a curated record. NCBI's taxonomy places the organism in Eukaryota, Viridiplantae, Streptophyta, Magnoliopsida, Asparagales, Orchidaceae. Gene Ontology annotation, biological process: RNA modification.
UCGUGGAAGAUGUUCGUUGAACCAGUUUGAAAUUUGAACUUGUGGAUGAUGUUCGUUGGGGAAGGCCUAGCGAUACAUUGGCAUGUGUUGGAGAAGAGAAGUUUGCAAUAGGAGGUCCUUGGUGUCACGCCUCAAUGGAAUUGAUGCGUUACAAGAGCUUGUUGUGGAAGUCAUCCUAGUACUGUUCUUAGUCAGAGGCAUCGUCAAGGAAGGAAGAAGAUGGCGGCUUCCGCGGUUCAAGCAGCUCAAACCGCUGCCACUGCCGCCGCCGCCGCAACAACCAAAUCCAUUGCCAAAUCUCUCCUCUGCGAUCCCUCCUCAAUCCAUUCGCGAUGCCAAGCGCAACAACUCCACGCCCAACUUUUGAAAGGCUACUCUUUUACCUACACUUCUUCCUCCAUCCUCGCCAUAUACUCUCGCCUUUGUCUCCCUGACGAUUCUUUUCGUGCCUUCUCCUCCAUUCCCUCACCUUCCUCCUCUUCCUGGACCUCUAUCAUCAGCUGCUCCGCUGCUGCUGGUCUCUUCUCUCUUGUACUUUCGCUCUUCCAACGCAUGCGCUCCACCGGCGCUCCACCCAAUCACAAACUUCUCCCCAAUGUACUCAAAGCAUGCGCCGCUCUUAGAAGCUCUAAGCUUGGUGAAUCCCUGCACGCCUGCGCCAUUUCUUUUGGCCUUGAUUCCGACCUUUUCACCGGCAAUGCCCUCAUGAACUUGUACUGCAAGUUGGGCUGUUUCCAGAACGACCUUAACCGGUCAGAGGAAAUGCUAAGCAGAGAUUUUGGUGGUGGAUGUGUUAGCAAGCUAGGGAAUUUGGAACGAAACAUUUCGCGGGUGUCUGCGGGAGCUUCUCCCAUGGAAAGCGUAAGGAAGCUGUUCGACGAAAUGCCUGAACGAGAUGUGGUGUCUUGGAACACAGUGAUUGGUGGGGAUGUGGAGAAUGGGCUUUAUGUAGAGGCUUUGAGAAUGGUUAUGGAAAUGAUCAGUGUUGGUUUGAGGCCUGACUCAUUUACGCUAUCAACCGUGAUUCCAAUAUUUGCAGAGCUUGGAAAUGUUUCAAAGGGAAAGGAGAUCCAUGGAUACACAAUUAGAAAUGGACUGGAUAGAGAAGUAUUUAUUGGCAGUAGCUUGAUUGAUAUGUACGCAAAAUGCACGCUGGUGGAGUACUCAUAUCGUGUCAUGGGCUUCCUACCAAACCCAGAUGCCGUUGCUUGGAAUUCUAUAAUCGCAGCUUCUGUUCAAAAUGGUCAGUUUGAUGAAGGUCUUAGAUUGUUCAGAGAAAUGUUGGCGGUGAAACUAAAGCCUAUGGCGGUGACCUUCUCCUGUCUUAUGCCUGCAUGUGCACACCGAACAACCCUUCAUCUUGGCAAGCAACUUCAUAGUUAUGUUAUCAGAGGAGGUUUUGAUGGCAAUGUAUUUGUCCAAAGUGCACUUGUUGAUAUGUAUGCCAAAUGUGGAAAUAUAUGUGUUGCCCGAAGGAUUUUUGAUGCGAUGCCAUCAGUUGAUAUGGUUGCGUGGACAGCCAUGAUAAUGGGUUAUGCUUUACAUGGACCAGCAUAUGAGGCUCUCAAUUUAUUUCGAAGAAUGGAGAUGGAGAAUGGCAAGCCGAAUUAUGUGGCCUUUGUGGCAGUUCUAACCGCGUGCAGCCAUGCUGGAUUGGUGGAUGAGGCCCAGAAAUUUUUUGAUAGAAUGACUAAGGAUUAUGGAAUCACUCCUUGUUUAGAGCAUUACGCUGCGGUUGCUGAUGUUCUUGGUCGCGCAGGGAAAGUAGAGGAAGCCUAUGACUUCAUCUCCAAAAUGCACAUAAAGCCUACUUCUAGUGUUUGGUCCAUAUUGCUUGGAGCUUGCAGGGUCUACAAGAAUGCAGAGUUGGCAGAGAAGGUAGCUAAGAAAAUCUUUGAACUUGAGCCAUCAGAGAUAGCACCUCAUCUUAUUAUGUCAAAUAUCUAUUCAGCUUCUGGGAAAUGGAAGGAAGCAGCAGAUAUGAGGAUGAUUAUGCGAAAGAAAGGAUUAAAGAAGCAGCCUGCUUGUAGCUGGAUUGAAAUUAAGAACAAGGUUCAUGGAUUUGUAGCUCAUGAUGUAUCCCAUCCUUGUUAUGGGAAUAUAACCGAGGCUUGGGAAGCAUUGAAGGAUCAGAUGAAGAGAGAAGGAUAUGUCCCAAACACGGAAGAUGUACUACACGAUGUUGAAGAAGAGCAGAAGAUUGCUAAUUUGUGUGGUCAUAGUGAGAGGCUUGCAAUAGUGUUUGGUAUUAUAAGUACUCCUCCUGGUACUACCAUCCGAGUGACAAAGAAUAUUCGAGUAUGUGUUGAUUGCCACACUGCCAUAAAGUUUAUUUCAAAGAUUGUUGGAAGGGAGAUCAUUGUGAGGGAUUUUAACCGCUUUCAUCAUUUUAAAGACAAUGGGUGUUCUUGUGGUGACUUCUGGUAGAAUUAGGGCAUCUCCAAUGGAACGCCAUACGGCCCAUACAGGUGUUUGUCGUUCUUCUGUCGCUCCAACCCAUCGGCAUUUUUGCCGUUAUUUCAUCGCCGGUAUUGCGUCGCAUUGUUCACUCGCUACUUGGUUUUUUUUUUUAAUUUGAAAAUAUAGAAAAUGAAGUAUGAGAAAGAAUAUAUUAGGAAUAUUCUUUUUUUGGUGUUGGAAAAUGGAGUUCGGUUGGAGACAAGUUGCUGCAUUUUGAAGUGAAAAAUGAGUUUUUCGGUUGGAGAUGCCCUAUGGUAUGGAAAUGCGGACCUUGAAUUCCUAGAGCAUUGUGGUACAAAAUGAUGCUUCAGGGAGUGCAUUACUUUAUGUGCUUCCCUUCCUGUUGAUAAGCCACCACUUGUUUUACCUAGAAGCAUUUAUGGGCAGUUGGGCACCCUUGUUAUGAAACUUGCGGGUGCUAGAUCAUCAUCUCUUCAGCAUCUUUAAAAUUAGCGAGUGAUUCAAUGGAACCAUUCCUCAGGGAGGCAACCUGCAUAGUAUUAAGAAGCUCUUCAGCUUCUUUGGAUAUUGGUAUUUUUCAUGCUAUAAUGAGAAGUUUCCAUUGGUAUCCUAGACGGCCCUGCGUUGUGAUGGGACAACGCACCUCCAUAAAAGUGACAGAGCAUUGCUCAAUAAGGAUUUCUUACUGAGAUAGUUCACAAAUUUAAGGUUUUACUCGUGUCUUGCAAAAUGCAAAAGCUUGCAUCAUUCUUUUAUUUGUAGUCUUAAAAGAUUUUGGAAGGGUAUUUGUCAUUCUGCUAUUCGGGUUAGAGAAAAUUUCCUCUUCUCUCCUCAUCGUUUAUGCAAGGCAUCGAUUAUGUGGGAUCAUUGGUGUAUGGGGGAAAAACUGUCUAAUAAAUUCCCUGAAAUUUCCUCUCUCAAUUUUUGCAAGGAUAAUGAAUCUAUUGAUAGUUGGAUACAAAAUGGGAACUGGUGCAUACCUGACUCUAUUAGGGAAGACAUCAGAAACUUUAUCUAUAACAUUACUCUAGCUCUGGAUCACACUUGUAGCCUCACCUGGAAAGGCAAUACUAAGCACUCGUAUAAAGAUUAUUACUUGAAAUUCUUUGAAACUCAAGACUCUGUGGACUGGUCCCAUCUUGUUUGGCAUAAGAGGCAUUCUCCUAUAUUCUCUAUUUAUACUUGGAUGACUCUUUUUGAUAAGAUUAAAACAGCUGAGGUUUUAGCUUGGAAAGGCAUUUAUAUUGAUAAUCCAAAGUGUUACUUCUGUCAGGAUAAUCUGGAAUCCAAUCGGCAUUUAUUUUUUGAAUGUCAUUAUUCAUAUAAAACUCUUAUUAGGCUUAUUCCUACCUUGCAAAACUUUUUGUUAAGGCCCAAUGUGUCUCAGGCCCUUGAUUUUAUUGAAGGCUUGCCGGGUGAAAAUAAGAAUAAGUCAUACAGUCUCUUAUUAUUCAAUGCCACUGUAUACCAUUUAUGGAGGGAAAGGAAUAACCAAAGGUUUAAUUCAUCGGCUAAGUGUUUUACUACUUUGGCAUCCGAAAUUGCAAAGGAAGUGAGAAUAAAGUCGUUGAAAUGGAAAUGGAAAUAAAAAUUACUCUUUGGCACUGGGUUAGUGCUCUCUAUUAGCUAUGAUAUCUGGAUUUCAGAUUUCUUUAUCUGGCUAUGGAAGCACAUUGUGAAGGCUGCUUCGCUUGUUUUCGCUGGGUCUCUUUUUGAUCGAAUUUACUGUCAGGCUUUGAUGGACUUUUAUCAGCCUGAACGAUGAUGAUAGCCUGACUUUAAAUACUCUAGGAGGGUCUUCGGGCAACCAGAGUAUAUGCUUUCUGUUAUUCAAUCUAGUCUAACUGAGUUCAGAGCUCGACGAAGGAACUAAGUCUUUUCUUCCGAGUUUUAUUCUGUCUGUAUACUGUUUUAGCUAUCUCCUUCUGUAUUUCUCUUUGUUGUCAGAAUUUACAGUCAUUUACCUUUUUCAUUGUAUUUUUAUUUUUCCUAUGAUGAAUAAAAGGCUCUGGCCAAAUUUACCCAAAAAAAAAAAAAGUUAUAGCUAGUCCUACGCCUGUAAAUGAGUUGAUAUCAAUCUCAAUAGCUCAUCCUAACCCCAUAUAUUUCCACUCUGAUCUGCUCAAUAUACCGAAGAUGUGGCAAUACAUAGUUUCUAAUCAAGAUACUUGUCUUUUAGGAAUUAAAAACUUCUAACAAAAGCAAAUUGGGACCGUUGGUUUACAUGGGAUGAAAAAUCAUUAUAUUUUAAUCAGUUUAAUUGCAUCUCCCUAGCAUUCCCCUUAAAUUAAAUUUUGAAUAUUAAGACUUUGUUUGGGACAACUUUUUUAUUUUUCAUAAAGUAUUUUUUUUUUAAUAAAAAUUUUUUGAAUUUGAAAUUUUUGUACUAGAAAGCGGCUUUAGAAAGCAUUAAGAAAGCCGCCCCAAAUGAAGCCUAAAUCUAAGCCUAAGUAACUUAAUCAAGAGUGUUUUCUCAUGAGUAGGAGAGAUAAUGACCUAUGGGUGCUUUUGCUAAUAGAGGGUCUCGAUGCUAGAUCUAAAUAAAUGCUGAUACAACAUCAAUGAAAAUCUUAUUAAAAUAAACCCUAUGAGUCUAAAGAAAAUUGACCCUAACUUUUCUAUCACAUAUCAUGGAGGCUCCAACAAAGGCGUUAGUUUUGCCUUGUGGUUGUGAUUUUCCUAGACCAUAUAAUCCUGCACCCCUGCAUGAAAACUAUGCUUGUUUGUGUGCAUUCGGUGAUAGUAGUUUUCAUUACUAGACAAGAAACUUUAUGUUAGACCGGUCCAGCCGGU